UUUUUUACAUCUCAUUAACAUUUUUUUGUUGCCUAGAUAAAAUGUCCCUUCAUGUUUUCAGAUUUUUUCAUCUCUUUGUUCUUGCAAUUUUCAUCUUUCGUGGUUCUUGUUACUCACAGAGAGGUCCACAUUACAGAUUUAUGAGAGAUGCGUCAAUGGCACCAAUGUUGUCUCGCUACGACUACAUCGUCAUCGGAGGAGGGACAUCGGGUUGCGCGUUGGCCGCCACCCUCUCAGGCGGCUCGCCCUACGAGAACCCGAGGGCCACCGAUAUCGGGAGCUUCGCAACCACGCUCUCGGAGACGACCCCGAGCUCGUGGUCGCAGCUCUUCAUAUCGGAGGAUGGCGUGUACAACGCGCGCGCGCGUGUGCUGGGCGGAGGGUCCGUGCUCAACGCGGGGUUCUACACGCGCGCGAGUGACGACUACGUGAGGGGGGCCGGGUGGAGGAAGGAUGACGUGGAGGCGGCCUACGAGUGGGUCGAGAGGAAAGUGGCCUUCGAACCGCCGGUGAUGGCGUGGCAGUCGGCAGUGAGGGAUGGUCUCGUGGAGGUAGGGGUGGUUCCGUACAACGGGUUCACGUACGAACAUAUACACGGGACAAAGAUCGGUGGGACCAUCUUUGAUCGGUCCGGGCACAGACACACGGCCGCCGACUUGUUGGAGUACGCUGAUCCUACGAGACUCGUCGUCUACUUGCAUGCGUGUGUUCAUAAGAUCCUCUUCAGCUCCAAAGGAAGGCCGAGGGCAAGAGCCUACGGAGUGAUAUUCCGAGAUGGAAACGGGGUGUUCCACAGGGCGGAGCUGGCGAAGAACUCGCUGAACGAGAUCAUCCUGGCCGCAGGGGCCAUCGGGAGCCCGCAGCUGCUGAUGCUGAGCGGAGUGGGACCACGAGCUCACCUCAGGACACGUGGAGUGAAGCCGUUGGUCGAUCAGCCUAUGGUCGGGAGAGGGAUGGGAGAUAACCCGAUGAACGCACUCUUCAUACCGUCUCCUCUUCCCGUGGAAGUGUCGCUUAUACAAGUCGUCGGCAUAACCAAUUUCGACAGUUUCAUCGAAGCUGCCAGUGGCUUGAGCUUCUCGUAUAGUUGGACUCGUAGAUUCUUUGAAGGAAUCUUGAAUGUUCUCAACGAGACAAAUCUUAGUCCUAAAACUUUUUCGACCCAACCCAUAGAAGACAUGCUCAGAUCCAUGGAUCCUCUGCUGAAUGCAACGACGCGAGCCGGCGUGAUCUUGCAGAAAGUGUCCGGACCAAUGUCACGAGGACAUCUGGAGCUUCGGAACACAAACCCAUACGACAACCCUUCUGUCAGAUUCAACUACUUCCAAGAACCAGAGGAUCUGAGGAAGUGCGUUCAAGGGCUUAGCACGAUCAUCAAAGUGUUCAACACGAGGGCAUUCUCCAAGUUUCGGUAUCCGGACAUGUCUGUUCCUAGGCUGUUGAAUCUUAUGCUGAGUGUUCCGACCAAUCUGAGGCCGAGACAUGUGACCUCGACUUUCAAUCUUGAGCAGUUUUGCAUCGAUACCGUUAUGACUAUCUGGCAUUACCACGGAGGUUGUCAAGUCGGGAGAGUGGUUGACAAGAAUUACCGGGUUUUUGGCGUCGACGCUAUGAGGGUCAUCGAUGGAUCCACGUUUCUCGAGUCUCCCGGGACGAAUCCUCAAGCCACGGUCAUGAUGCUCGGAAGGUACAUGGGACAGAAGAUGCUUCGCGAGAGAGCGGCUUUCGCCGAGAGGAAGAACCAUGAUGAGAAGCAAGAAUGACAUCUUUGUUUCAAUCUCUUUUCUGAGAAAGUUCUAAUAAAUAUAUAUUUCGGUUUGCAAUCAUUUUUGGUUCGACGUCGGGCGUCUUUGGAACUGCAUAUCGCGGUUCAAGUAAGGUGAAAAUUGAAAGAACGGAAAAAUUCAGAUGGAGUUUCAUAAAAAGGGAACGACUAUAUAUGUAAUAUACCUAUAGCAUAUGCUGAAAUAUAAAGUUAUUGUUCCCUUUUACGAUCUUUUCUUUUGGUUCUUGGACUUUUGGAGAGAAAGGAUGGAAUCAUCUUUAAUAUA
Molecule: messenger RNA, 2051 nt
Organism: Tarenaya hassleriana
Lineage: Eukaryota; Viridiplantae; Streptophyta; Magnoliopsida; Brassicales; Cleomaceae
Product: protein HOTHEAD
Molecular function (GO): oxidoreductase activity, acting on CH-OH group of donors; flavin adenine dinucleotide binding
Source: RefSeq, a predicted model, not a curated record